AUGCUCUACAAAAGUAUUGACCUAGGGUCAACCAUCCAUAUGCAAAAAGAUCAUGAAAUCCAACUAUAUAUAUCCAGCUCCGUUCAAAUUGCACAACCCAAUGACUCACCAUGUUUAGAAGAGCUAUCUAUAGAAAAUCUCCGAAGGCAAGACGUUUGGGCUUCCUGGGGUUCCAACUCCACGAUACAAAUUAACAUAUCAGUUAAAAUACAAACCCUCCUGGCAACUAAAGUAUCUAUACCAGGCACACUACGGACUAUUUCAGAACUACUAACUCUGCCAUCGGUAUGGUCUGUCUAUGGCCUCGAUGCUACGCAGGAUGGAAAAAUUCACCAAAAUGAAACAAACACUCUCAAUAUAACUCUACAGGCUAGGCCAACCAGGGAUCAAGCUACUAGCUGUGAACUAAAUAAAAUUCCAACGUCACUUAGCGCAUUGCUUGACGGGAACCCGCAUAUACAACCACCCGCAGAGAUACCUACAAUCUUUGUUCAUGAUAUCAACAUUCAGCUUGUCUUCUCGAACGGCUCCAGUUCUCCGGUACUGUUACCAGAAAGUGGUGACAACUACAAUGGACCUCUCAACGUGUUGCUGUCCGACUCAGACGGGUGGGAAUCAUUGGAUGAUUCCACUCCCUUUUCCAGUCAAGAAUCGACCUCUACGUGCUUCUCCGGCAAUUCAAAUUACGAAUCGUCCACGCAUGAAAGCCCGGUUUCUGGCAGUCACAAUAUCAGCCAUAUACGGUCAAUUAUCUCCCUAUUAAAUGCUGGGCUCCUCAAUCUCCUAAAUAUACCCUCGUCUGAUACUAGGUCUGUACGAAGUAUGCCGUCGAAUGGGCACCAAAUUAGCCUGGCAGAGUUGUCUCCAGUUAUUUUCAGCCCGGGAUACAAGAUAGCUAUGUUUCAACGACUUUCUUUUGUGCCACUGGUAAUCAAGGGAAUGGCCUCAAUAAUAAGGAGCAUGGAUUCUAAGAGAUGUGAAUCAACGACUUCCAAGAUCUGUGAUAUUUAUAGAUUCAAAAGUUACACAGCAGGAUUUCGUACGGCUCCAGCAUCGUCAGGCAUAAGGGACAUGUUACGAUAUAUACUAUGGGUUCAAACCCAGAAUUCGCUCUAUUCUGCCAACAAGAAAGCAAGAAGAAGUCAUCUCUUUGCAACUGCUGCAUCAAAGCAGCAGGGAAUAUUGGGUUGCCCGGCAAACACUUUACGAAAGGCCGACUCAGUAGAAGCUCCUGUUGCUAUCAGUGGCUGCCCUGACUCCGAUUGGCAUAUAUUUGAAGACGAGGAAGAUGAUAUCCUGUUAACCGAUGAAGCAUACUCUGAGGAACAAGAAGAAUGGUACAAAUCGCCUUCUCUAUCAGAAUCUAUUAUCAAUAAUGAUGGUUUCCGGUUCAUAACUACACCAGAGAUAGCCGGAAUGAUGCUUGAUCAAGAUGGUAUCUUGUCCUCAUCUCCGUGCUUACUAGCAGAAGUAGAUAUAGGUCCUAUACUUGAGCGGCCAGGAGAAGAACACGACUGCGAUACUGGAAUACCAAUGGACCCAGGAGCAGGAAAUGACCCAACAAUGGAGAUUCUUCAAUCCUCAUCUCCCAUUAUUUUGCCUUUAUCAGCGAGCCAGGGGAGCCCUUGUACUGAUGACACUGACAGGAGCGAGGAGUUAGAUACCCUUCCUAGAUUAGAUAGCAGUGAUGUUGAGAUGAUGUUGCUAUAA
Trichophyton benhamiae CBS 112371 is the source of this 1710-nucleotide messenger RNA. RefSeq lists its product as uncharacterized. Bases 1 to 1710 code for a protein of 569 amino acids. The transcript has 3 exons. The record is from RefSeq and is a predicted model, not a curated record. Lineage: Eukaryota; Fungi; Ascomycota; Eurotiomycetes; Onygenales; Arthrodermataceae.